Messenger RNA from Exophiala mesophila, 801 nucleotides. RefSeq lists its product as uncharacterized. The transcript has 2 exons. Lineage: Eukaryota; Fungi; Ascomycota; Eurotiomycetes; Chaetothyriales; Herpotrichiellaceae. Bases 1 to 801 code for a protein of 266 amino acids. The record is from RefSeq and is a predicted model, not a curated record.
AUGGCAAAUAACAGCAACGCAUUCCCUGCCCUUGAUACCAGUAGUGGUCGCGUUGGAGCCGGAGGCGGUACCGGCAUGUCUCCCACAGGAUCGAACGCCGGCGCAGUCAACGGCAACGGUGCCGGAGUGGCCGCAAACUACAUGUCACCACUUCCCGUCGGACACCAGCAAGAUCUCAAUUUCCUGUACGGCCAGAUUCAAGAGUUGAGUGAGAUUCUUCGGGCGAACAGGGAAAAAGUCAACGUCAUUACACGCACAGCGGAAGAAGUUGCAAAGCGACAGAAUGGGGCUGGAGGCGCUGCGGCCGUUACUGAGGGCGAGAGUGUUCAGGAUGCAGACAAAGCACGAAUUCGCGAACUCGAACGAGACCUAGCCAAGGCGAAUCAUAUAAUCUCCCUCUACAAGCAUGAACAGACAGAGAACACAAACUUGAUCGCCGCGUAUGAAGAUGCAAUGGGCACAGCGACGGAACAGAUUCGCAACUACUGCGGCGACAUCGAAACACGGUUUUUAAUGCAGCGGAAACAUUACAAUCAACUGCUACAACAGGAAAAAGAUGAACACCUGGAAAGUCGGCUAGAUCGGGAUAAAUGGCACGCUCAGGCGUUGAGGCUGUGCGAGAUGAUCAGGACGGCGAACCGCCUUCGUGAAGAUGAGUGGGGAGAGGAAUACGCCAUUAUCUCAGGUCUACAGAGUGAGGUCAGGUGUUUGAGAAGAUGUCUAGGCAUGGAGGCUGAAAAAGCCGAGGAUGAAACCGGCUGGCCAUAUCUCCAGACAGCUCCUUUGAAUGACCAGAGUUGA